AUAAAGCAUGCGUUUUUGUUGUUCUUUUUAAAUAAAAACGUUGUUAUAAAACAACAUAGAUUAAGGACAAUAGUAGUUCCGCUUCAGACGGUACAAGAAAACAUGGCCGCGUCCUUCAGCUGCGGCGGGAGGCUGCUGACCGCCGUCGCUCGGUCCGGCUCGCCUUUAAGCAGAGGCCUCCAUGUGACCGCCGCCUGCUGCAAGAAUCGAGCCGCUCGGAUCCGGGUGGGGAAAGGAGACAAGCCGCUGACCUACGAGCAGGCGCAUCCGCCGCAUCAGAUCGGCCACCGCAAAGGAUGGCUGUCGCAGCACAGCAGUAACCUGAAAGGAGAGGAGGGGGCGGCCGACCGCACCGUGGAGGACGUCUUCCUCCGCAGGUUCAUGUUCGGGACCUUCCACGGCUGCCUGGCCAACGAGGUCGUCAUCAAAAGGCGCGGCAACCUGCUGGUGGUCUGCGCGCUCAUGCUGCAGAAGAUGCCGCCGCAGAAGUUCUACUUCCUGAUCGGCUACUCCGAGUCGCUGCUGUCGCACUUUUACAAAUGUCCCGUCAAGUUGGAGCUGCAGACCCUGCAGGAGAAGGCGGUGUACAAGUACCUCUGAUGGGACUGCGGGGUACUGGUGUGUACGUAGCAGUACUACCGUUCCUGCCGAGCUUCUGUGAAGUAACCGUUAUGUAAAAAGUACGGAAGAUGGGCUGGAACGUACCACAAAAUGUUCUAACUAAAUUUGAUGGGGUUUGAUGAAAAAAGCCUCAGUUCCUGUUCGUUAUUGUUUGUUUUUAAAUAAAGAUUCAGUUGUUGCAGGUGUCAAACACAA
Molecule: messenger RNA, 816 nt
Organism: Oryzias latipes (Japanese medaka)
Lineage: Eukaryota; Metazoa; Chordata; Actinopteri; Beloniformes; Adrianichthyidae
Gene: mrps24
Product: mitochondrial ribosomal protein S24
Biological process (GO): translation
Cellular component (GO): mitochondrion
Source: RefSeq, a predicted model, not a curated record